Messenger RNA from Sesamum indicum (sesame), 1232 nucleotides. RefSeq names its product alpha/beta-Hydrolases superfamily protein. NCBI's taxonomy places the organism in Eukaryota, Viridiplantae, Streptophyta, Magnoliopsida, Lamiales, Pedaliaceae. Gene Ontology annotation, molecular function: hydrolase activity. The record is from RefSeq and is a predicted model, not a curated record.
CGAAAGCAUCAUUUGCGUUGACUGUAAAUUAAAUAGGGAAGGUGGCAGCAAUGAUGUCGUAUGGUUCCAGAUUCUUCACAAAAGCCCUCUUCACCAAAUCCAAGACCGCUUCUAGUUCUUGCACAGCGCUCUCCCUUGUGAGAACCCACUUCGCUUCCUCUACUUCUCUUCCUCGGGUUCGAGCGAUGGCUACCGACUCUGCUGCCUCUUCACCAUUCAAGAAAGUCCAGAUUCAGAGAGAAAACACGACAUUUGACGCUUACGUGAUUGGCAAAGACAAUGCUCCUGGGAUUGUUGUGCUUCAGGAAUGGUGGGGUGUUGAUUUUGAGAUCAAGAAUCAUGCUCAGAAGAUUUCUCAGUUCGAUUCAGGCUAUAAAGCUUUGAUCCCAGAUUUGUACCGGGGAAAGGUUGGUCUGGAUGUUGCUGAAGCACAACAUUUGAUGGAUGGUCUUGAUUGGCAAGGAGCCGUAAAGGAUAUUGAAGCCUCGGUUAAUUGGCUGAAGACAAAUGGUUCUCAGAAGGUUGGUGUCACUGGAUAUUGCAUGGGUGGUGCCCUUGCUAUUGCAAGUUCUGUCCUGGUCCCUGGCGUUGAUGCUGUGGUAGCCUUUUAUGGAGUGCCUUCACCAGAGCUUGCAGAUCCGGUCAAUGCUAAGUCACCUGUGCAGGCUCACUUUGGUGAGCUUGAUAGUUUUGUCGGAUUUUCUGAUCCAAAGACUGGGAAAGCUUUAGAAGAGAAGCUGAAGGCAUCUGGAGUUCCCCAUGAGGUAUACAUAUACCCUGGAGUUGCCCAUGCCUUCAUGAACAGUUCUCCAGAGGGAAUACAGAGACGAAAAAAUAUGGGAAUGAACGAUGAGGAUGCUGCUACAGUCGAGCUGGCAUGGACUCGCUUCCGCUCAUGGAUGACUCGUUUCUUAUCAUCCUGAAACUCUGUGCUUCUUUACGGCUGCCAUCUAAUGUAUAAACACAUCUAUGUUGACAUUUCUUGUCGAUGUUACCAAUGAUGCUAAUACUUGUUGCAUGUAUUUACCGGGGCUAAUAGUCGUUGUGUGCUGGGGUUUGCGGGGUACAGCAUAUGUUCAAAUGGGUGUCCUUCUGCGCGUUUGGAUUCCUGCAUUUUAUAAAUAAAGAUUGACAAGCUGUUGGAGGAGAAGCUCUGCUCAUGUGAGGUUUGGUUCCAGUACUGAGUUUUACCACCUCCCACGUGGUUUGAUGGGUUAAAGCUUUGUAUUUAA